Neopsephotus bourkii (Bourke's parrot) is the source of this 4393-nucleotide messenger RNA. RefSeq names its product BAALC binder of MAP3K1 and KLF4 (gene BAALC). The coding region runs from base 158 to 583 and encodes 141 amino acids. NCBI's taxonomy places the organism in Eukaryota, Metazoa, Chordata, Aves, Psittaciformes, Psittacidae. Gene Ontology annotation, cellular component: cytoplasm. The record is from RefSeq and is a predicted model, not a curated record. The transcript has 3 exons.
GAGCUGAGGAGAUGAUAAAGCCGGGAAGAAGGGUGAGAAAGGCGAGCGGAGCUGGGCGAGCGGGGAUGGGGAGGAGGGCGUGAGCAGGGCUGCUGCGGGGCCGUGCCCGGUGGCGCGGUGCUGCCCGGGCGGCAGCGGCGGGGAGCGGGACGGCGCCAUGGGCUGCGGAGGCAGCAGGGCCGACGCUAUCGAGCCCCGCUACUACGAGAGCUGGACGCGGGAGACCGAGUCCACCUGGCUGACCAACACCGACUCCGAGAGCCCGCCGCAGGAGGGCGGCAGCGCCGAGGCGAGCGGCCCGCGCCCCGGUCUUCUGGAGGAUGGGAAAUCAGCACAGACAGCUGUAACUGCAGCAUCAGCCACAGCUGGAACGCUGAACACCGAGAAGAAGAACAAUUGUGGUUCUCAGUGUGUGAACUCUAUGGUCCAUGGUAUGGGAGCUACAACGCAGAGACAGAACGGCUUCAAGACAGCAGAGAGUAAAUGGGACACACAGAAAAUGGCCACAAAAGAAGUUGCCAUUAAUGUUACAAAAAACAUCAGACAAAGCGACAGAAGGAAAACAAAGAAUUGUGUCAAUUAAUAAGGAAAAGCACAGGUGAGGAUGGACCUAACAGGGCUUCACUGCAAUUUAAAUGUCAUCAGUCACUGAAGAUACGAAGAUCUCCAGAUGUUCCAAGUUGAAUGCAGCAGGAUGCUGCUGCUGCUGAGCACCCUCAGAAGCAUGUCGUGUAGAAGCCAGCUGCAGACACUGUAGGAUAUUUGGAUGUCAUUUGCCUAAAGCAAUGGCACUGCGCAGACAUGUGACAAAAUUUGUGUCAUUUGGUUUUUACUAAGUCUUGUGUUAUUUCCUUGUACAUCCUGUUCUUCAUUACUAUUAGGAUGAGGCUGGAGGAUGAGAGGUACACUUCAUUGCAAUUUAAGCCAGGAAAUGAAGAAAUUAAUCUGCAUUUUUAGUCAUAAAAUUAAUUUAAACUGCUCACUAUCAUAAAACUCAAACCCAGAAACUGACACAAAGGCCAUUCCUACUAAAUCUCCUUUAAACUAUAUAUUGAUUAUAUAUACUGAAGUCAUAUAAUAACCUUUUUAUAUAUUAAUCCUUUCAUUACUUAGUUUUAAUUUAUUUUCUGUAUUGGCAGGAUUUAGGUCUUAAACCCAGUAUCAUUCAUAUCGCAAUGACAGCUCCAAAAAUUAACUUUACUUGAUCAGACAUAGCGGAUUUGCUAUGCAGACACUUACCUGUAUCAUAGUACUUCAUGUUUAUCAUAAAUACACAGCUAAAAGGAAUAUCAAUGUUCAGUGUAGCAAAGACCAGGAAUUAAUUCAAUUUACUGCUUCUCAGUAUAGAAGUAAUAAUACACGUUCUCUGUGAGUUUGUAUGUUUAUGAAGAUAAGAGUUAAAUUUAUUUGCCUCCCCCAUUAGACAUACGAAUAUCCUUAGAUGGCCAUUUAAAGUAACUAUUCAGAAGCUGUUCAUAAAAGACAGGUGACACUGGGAAGAAAAUCCAUGUAUGAGCUGUAAAAAGUCCUUUUUACACACUAGGUAAAUAAGCAUAAAUAGAAAUGUGGGCCUGAAUCAUAAAUUAUUCCAUAUUAGGAUCAUUUCAAUAACUUGCUGCUAGGUGUGUGAGUACUUAAUACUUUCCUUGGAGUGCAACGUAUCUAUGCAGUAGGGAAUCGUUUAUUAAUUAUUCCAACAAAAAUGCAAAUUGAAAUCCAGAGUCAGAGUGAGAUUGCUGCAUACAAUGAUAUAGGCUGAGAAAUAUUUAUAUUUAGAUGUCUUAAAAAGGGGCAAAAAUUUAGGGUAAGCUUUCUGCAGGUCAGUGUGUUACCUGGUAGGAGAUCUGGUGCUGUAAGUUUCCACUGAAGAUCUAAACGAGUUUGAAAAUAGUGCUCUAUGGGUAAGACCAUGGCAGUCUGCACACGUCCUUCCAACUUGUGGCUUUCUGCCAACUUGCUAGCAACAUUAUAGGACAGGAAGGGACCUGACUCCCUCUAACAAUAAACAGUGGCUGUAGCAGCUCAGCAAUAUUAAUUUAGAAAUGGAUAGCCAUUGUUGGUGGCCAUGUACUGACCUAAUUGAAAGCACAUGGUCAGGAUCCUGCAUCAUUUGCAUAUAACAGAAGAUGAACUGUUUCAGAUCUGUGCCAGACUUGUAACCCGUUUGUGUUUCAAAGGAUUUACUGGCAGAGAGAGUGCAGUGUAAACCUUUAUGAUACAGGAAAGCUACAGAAAGUGGUUGAUGAUGCUGGUGUAUGAAAGAGCAGAAGGAAUUUUGAAGGAAGGCAGAAGGGAAGGUUCAUUGUGUUAAAAGCUGUUCCACAGAUAGUUGCCUUGGGUGGAUACCACAUUUAGGGCAUCUGGAUGCCAAAACAAAGAUGUCCUGAUGGUGAGAUUAUUUAUUAGCUAAGAAAUUUUGUAAUGUUGUGCUGACCAGAUGCAUCCAAUGUCUUGAGUCACACAACAGAAGCAAGCCUGCAAUGCUGCAUAGCACAUUGGUACGUGAAACAGCCCUAGCUGCAUGUCAGCAGUCAGCAGACAGGAGUUUUGUAUCCAGAGAAAGAGAUGAGACAGGAUGGUUAGCAGGAGAUGGCCUUGGUACACAAUUAUCUGGGCAAUGCUACAGACCUUGCUUAUGUUGACCACAUUCCCCCACAGGGUGGCAACUGUGGAGUGGUGAAGUCUGACUGCCCUCUAUGACUUCUCUCUCUGUUCAUGAUAACUUUCCUGAGAUACUUCAAGAUCCCCUAAACCUGUCUAUAUCCUGAAACCUAGCUGUAGGGCAUUCAAAGGCUGGAUCCAGCUGCUUUGGUACAAACCAUGUCUAAUGAAAAGCAACUUUAUGCACUCUUCUCAUGUGACACAUUGCUGUUCUUAUUCAUUAGGUGGUAACUGAAAAGAAAUUACAUUUUCUCUUAGAUGGCUUCUUAAUUCUUGAUGUGUAACCUUCCAGUGACCUUAACAAAACUAAGAGCAUGUUGUGGAGAUGUGGAUCCUGCCUUUAUACAUAGAUAGGGUUAUAUUCAUGUUGUCUUUACUUUCCUUCUGCUAGAGUGAAACACUAGUAGAAACAGCUAAUUUUUUUAUAAGAUAAUAUACCACUGUAUAAUUAAGGGUGACAGGACGUAGUCCAUACUGCUUAAGACAAUUUAAAGUCCUAAAAAUAGAUCCCUGCACUGGUUUUAGUGGAAGAAGCAAGCUCAAAGGAUCACCUGGACAUUUUCACUGCAGGUGGGCUUCCUAAGAGUGAAGUCUUAUUUACAAGGUCUGUUCUUUGAGUAGCAUCUUUUAAACAUAAGCAGCUUAAAUACAGGAAAUAACCACGAGACACAGACCUUUAGAUAAUUGACUUGCAGACAUCUCUGUCUUUUUAUAUGAAUUUUUGAAAUGUAGUUUUCCCCAAAAGAUUAUACCACUUAGUUUGUUUAAUGUCCCUUGGUUGCACAUGAGGUUUUCUACAGCUACACUGAAACAGCAUGCUUUCUGGUGGAGUGAUUUGCUAGCACCCAGUGAGCUUCUGUCAUUUACAAGGGUCCAAGUUUUAAUCAGAAACAAACUUAUUUUAUCAUGUUUCCAUAAUUCCAGUCCAACAUACAGAUAGGAUUUUCCUCUGAUGUGAAUAUACAUGCAAAAUACAUUUUCUUCCACUAUGUGAGAAAUAUAAUCACUCAAAAGAAAGUGGACAUUAGCUAAAGAAGAGAAUUUACAGUUACCAAUAGACAAUGUUAGUUAGAUUUAUCUUCCCAAGACUCAGUGCAAUUUUCUCUUUUAGUUUUCCUUCAUUUUGCCCUUAUACUUCCUUAGUGUAUUUCAUCGUUUUGCCAUUUCUGCAGGACAUGAACUGGAAGGCACACAAUUUUACUGUGUGACAGCAAUGAUACUGAAAAUAUAGGGAAGUAUAAUUAUUGUGUAAGCAAUAUAUGAAUAUUGGGUUAAACAUGCAUUGUUGUUAGCCAAAUGACUGAGAUUGCAUACAAACCAGAAAACAGGUAUUUUUGAUCUUCCUGGUAUGUUCAUAUACAUACAUAUCCACAGGCGCAUGUCUCUGCAUGUGUACAUUGGAAUGUCUUUAGUGCAUAUUUCUGUUCUGCAGUUCAGGCAUGGUUUUCUGAGAACUUUUUACUUGUGAUUUUAAUUCUGACACCCAAGUGUAAAAUGUUUUAAUGUUUGAACUGAAAUCUGGUUUACCUAUGUUAUGAAAAGAAUGAGCUAAAUAACUUGUGCACAGAAAUGGUGUUUGAAAAAGCAAGCUUAGUUUUCUUUGGAAGUAAUUAAUAACCUACCUAAAUUCAAACUCGACUAACAGGAGCAUUUUUGUACUCUAAUUUUAUCUGCAAAUUAUUGAAGGUCGACCUCAAACCUGAAAAUGAAAAUAAAGACAAUUUUUAAAGUG